AUGGAGCAGUGUGCGAGUACAGCCUCUCUGCUGGCCUCAGUGCGGGAGCAGGAGAGGCAGUUUGAGAUGCUGAGUCGAGCCCUGGAGGAGGAGCGCAGGUCGUGUGCCGGCACCCUGCCCCGCCCCCUCCCCCACAUGCAGAACGGGCGCAUUCCUGAUGCAGGCCUAGAGCGGCUUACGCUGAACGAGGGUUACAUCAACGGGACGCAUCACUUCAUGAUGGAGCCGGGUCAGCUGGUGCAGGAGUCCUUCAGCGUGGAGGAGCACCCCCCAGAGCUGCCCGUCAUCACCGUGGAGACCGGGGAUGAUGGGACCACGCGCCGCACAGAAACCAAUGUAAAGAAAGUGAUAAAGACCACUACCACACGCACAGUCAUGCCCUCUGUGUCGGACACCAUGUCACUGGACGGCGGCGGCUCGAUGACCGGGAUGGGCUACACCACUCCAUACAGGCCGCCACCAGGAGGGCCCAUGGACUACCCCACUCACACCGUCCCACGCAACUACCACUAUGGACCACCAGGAGGCUACGACGACUACAGAGGCGGACCCCAGGUUGACGCAUACACCAGCCUCACGCGAGGAGCCCGUAUGGACGAUCGCUACAGACCUGUCCAUCCAGACGGUUACAGGACAUUGGACCCAAACUACAGAGCGCAAAGCAGAGGCCAGCUGGACCCCUAUGCGGCUCAACCACAGGUGGGACGGGGCAGUGCAAUGGAGCUGUCGUCCAUUCCCCGGUUCGUCCCCGAGCCCUACGGCCUGGAGGACGACCAGCGCAGCAUGGGCUCUUAUGAACCCGACUACGGCAUGGCACAUCCCAUGCACUACAGCACAGUGCCCCGCAACCACCACGCCUACCCCCACGGCCCGCCCCCACGACGAGCAGGGAGUUACGAGGGCACUUUAGACGGCGACAUGAGUGGUCCGGCUGACAUGUACUACUGGGGAGGCGCUCCUCUGGCUCAGGGGGAGAGGGGCAGCAUGGCGUCUCUGGACAGCACUCUGAGGGUGAACGGCCCUGCUCCCACAGCCUGGCGCCAACCGGAGCUGCCCGAGGUCAUCGCUAUGCUCAACUACAGACUGGACCCGGUCCGGAGCAACGCGGCCGCUUAUCUACAGCAUCUCACCUUCAAGAACGACAAGGUGAAAACGGAUGUGCGUCGUCUCAAAGGAAUCCCGGCGCUGGUUUCGAUGCUCGACAACCCAAACAGAGAGGUUCACUAUGCAGCCUGUGGAGCACUAAAGAACAUUUCUUACGGCAAAGAUGCCGACAACAAGAUCGCCAUAAAGAACUGUGACGGCGUCCCUGCACUGAUCCGACUGCUGCGGAAAACUCGCGACCAAGAACUCACCGACUCCAUCACAGGCACACUGUGGAACCUGUCCUCUCACGACUCGGUGAAGAUGGAGAUCGUGGACCACGCGCUGCACGCUCUGGCCGACGAGGUGCUGGUGCCGCACUCCGGGUGGGAGCGCGGCAGCAACGGAGCCGGAGGCGGAGAGGAGAACUGCAAACCCCGGCACCUGGAGUGGGAGACGGCUCUGACCAACACGGCCGGCUGCCUGAGAAACGUGAGUUCCGAGCGCAGUGAAGCCCGGAGGAAGCUGAGGGAGUGCACAGGAUUGGUGGACUCGCUCAUGUACAUUGUCCAGUCCCAGAUUGAUUGUAAAGAUGUUGAUAAUAAGUUGAUAGAGAACAGUGUGUGUCUGCUGAGGAACCUGUCGUAUCAUGUGCAUCGUGAAAUCCCUGGUGCUGAUCGCUACCAGGAGGCCACGCCCCUCACCCAGGGCUCCUCCUCGGGACAGAAGGGCGGCUGCUUCAGCUCCAGGAAAAGCAAAGAUGAGUGGUUUUCUAAAGGUAAGAAAGAGGAUCAUCUUGGAGAGGACACGGUAGACAUCCCAAAAAGGACAACUAUAGCUAAAGGCUAUGAGCUCCUGUAUCAGCCCGAGGUGGUGCGGAUCUACACGUCUCUCCUGAAGGAGUCGAAAAACCCAACUGUUUUGGAGGCUUCAGCCGGAGCCGUUCAGAACCUGUGCGCAGGACGCUGGACUUAUGGCAGAUAUAUUCGCGGGAUGCUGCGUAAGGAGCAGGGUUUGCCCAUGAUGACAGAACUGUUGGCCCACGGUAACGAACGCGUGGUGCGCGCCAUGUCCGGAGCUCUGCGUAACAUGGCCAUCGACCCCCGGAACAGGGAGCUAUUAGGUCAACACGCGGUGCCUCACCUGGUGGCUAACCUGCCCGGAGGCGGCCAGUCUCAGCCGGUGCGGUCUCUGUCUGAGGAGACUGUGGUGUCGGUGCUCAGCACGCUGCACGAGGUCCUCGGCUCCAGUUUAGAAGCAGCAAAGACUCUGAGGGCGUCGCAGGGCAUCGAGAGAUUGGUGCUCAUCAACAAGGACGGUAACCGUUCGGAGCGUGAGGUGCGUGGCGCUGGCCUGGUGCUGCAGACCGUGUGGGGCUACAAGGAGCUGCGCCGCUCCCUGGAGAAGGACGGCUGGAAGAAAACAGACUUCAUGGUGAAUCUGAGCCAUGUCAACCCCCCCAGCAGCACGCGGGCCAACGGAGGCUACGAGGACAGCACCCUCCCACUCAUAGACAAAGGGGCUAAAGGUGACAGAGAAAUGAUUCCAAUGAACGACUAUGGACCAGAUGGCUACACCACACUGGAUCAGAAAGGCAGUAGGAACACGCUGGACCACUCACUCGAGCCUGCUGACACGGUCCAGGGAGGCGCGUAUGAGAGACAAGCCUCUGUGCCUCUCAUGGAUUCUUACGAUGUAGGUGUCGUAGCAGCGCUGGCCUUGAACCUAAACGUAAUUGGAAUGUUAAAAGCAUGUAUUUCUGACUCCCUCCCUUCACUCAAGCUAAAAAAGAAGCAACAUUUCUGCAAUUUAGAAAACUUUCGGCCAAAUGCAGACAUGCGGUUUUGGUUGCCAGAUUAUGAGAAGAGGCUCAUAGGAGAGCUGCAAAAACAACAACACGGCGCUCAGUUCUGCGACACACGACUACAGACCGAAGGUAUUUCUAUCCCCACCCACAGCUGUGUCCUGGGUGCUCUGAGCCUGCACUUGUCCCAGAGACUGUCAGCCUUGCCACCUCCCCCUGCUGGACAGAAGCAGACACUGCAUCUCCAUACUCUAAAACCUCAGACUCUUAUCAAACUAAUAGAAACGAGCACAUCUGCUCGCUCAUCUUCAAAGGGAUGCAGCGAGGGAGAGGCCAUUUUGGAGCUGUCGACAAACUCAUCAGUCAGUGCGUCUUGUCCCAGUGAGAUUAUAAUGCUUCAUCUUUCACCAAGCGAGGAUUCUAGUCUUCAGGAGGUGGAAGCCAGUGCAGGGUGCAUCGGUGCCAGUCCAGAGGUGGAGGAGGAGGGUAAACAAAGACAAGUGUCACAGAAUAACUAUAAGACUGGAAGUCUGGAACCUGCUGUAGCACAGAAAAGGCAAGUUUGUAAAACUGUGGCCUCUAAAAGUAUGGAGAAAAUGCAGGAGAUGAUGGAGACGACACAGAUUUCAAUAAAGGUAAAGUUGAGGAGGAGAACUCAAGAGGAGAUGUGGGAGGUGGUGAACAUACAAGACCCUGAUGCACUCGUAGCUCCUGUGAGAUCGAAUAAUUCCAAAAGACCAUCGGGUGAAUUCACAGCAGUCCGACUUUCCAGUGCUCAGGCCUCAGACCCCCACACCAGCUCUCCUAAUGAGUCCAUGAGCGCCUUCAGUGAUGAUGCGGAUGCGGUGCCACUGCAGUCACCGCGUCCUGUAGAAGAAACCGAUGAGCAGAUUGAGAAGCUGCUGGAGGACAUCAUGAUCGGCCUGAACAUCCUGCCCAAUAACGACAAAGACAAGGCCAAGUCGAGGGACCAGAAACUUAGCCACAGGAAAGGAUCCACCCAGUUCCAGAAAGGAAAAUACUCAUACUUUGGAUGCUAUGAAAACGAUGGGGUUCAACAUGGCAACUGCUCAGCAGGUGAGUCGAGUGGCUGUGUCCAGGCUCCUGUCUCACUGCCCACUGCCUUCCCAAAAGAAGUUGACAAUAAGAGGCCGCCUAUGGUGAGCCUCAAGGAGUUUGAACAGCUUUUAAAACGCCGGCACUUGAAAAAGAAAAGCCUAAAAGUUGUAAAAGAACAGAGCCAAAAGGAUGAGACUGAGGGUGAAGCUGUAGCAGAGUCAAACCAGCGGUCCGACUCCGCCCAUAGUCAGUCAGAGGAGGUAGAUGUGACGGAGGACAAGGACGGACAAUCCCAAACCACAUCCACGGAGGAUUUAAACCAUUUAAAUUCUCUCGAGGAGCCGCCUCAAGCAGACGACAGCUCCAUCACUGAGUGCGAUGUGUCUGAGGUCAGUGACCAGUCGGAAAUGUGCUUUGGUGUGAUCCCCAAAGUGGUGUUCCAACUCUCUGAAGAAAUGGAAGAACAAAGGGCGCCGCCAGAAGAACAAGCGACACCUCCAAAGAAGUUCAACGACUGUGCUCCAGACAGUGCAUGUGAAAAGCAAGUCCCCAGUGACGAUUCACUGCCACUCACUGCCAGCAAGGAAGAAGAAAACGCCCCGACAAACGACUGCAGAAAUGUUGAGGACCAAAACCGAAGCUCCGGAGACGAGGAGGUGGACAUCCUGAUUCACUCAAGUCCAGACCAAAAAGCCACCACAGAAGGCCCCAAACCUGUACAUAUCUCCCCUGACGAAGAGGAGGAAGAAGAUGGCGAUGACGUGGACGUGACUGGUAGCGAUACCGACGGAUGA
Molecule: messenger RNA, 4740 nt
Organism: Knipowitschia caucasica
Lineage: Eukaryota; Metazoa; Chordata; Actinopteri; Gobiiformes; Gobiidae
Source: the annotation of a GenBank genome assembly